AUGUCCCCUUCCCUUCUUCCCCGUGUCCCCUUCCUUGCUUCCCCAUGUCCCCUUCCUUGCUUCCCCAUGUCCCCUUCCUUGCUUCCCCAUGUCCCCUUCCCUGCUUCCCCAUGUCCUCCUCCUUGCUUCCACAUGUCCCCUUCCUUGCUUCCCCAUGUCUCCCCCUCCUUGCUUCCCCAUGUCCCCUUCCUUACUUCCCCAUGUCCCCUUCCUUGUUUCCCCAUGUCCCCUUCCUUGCUUCCCCAUGUCCCCUUCCUUGCUUCCCCAUGUCCCCUUCUCUGCUUCCCCAUGUCCCCUUCCUUGCUUCCCCAUGUCCCCUUCCCUGCUUCCCCAUGUCCCCUUCCCUGCUUCCCCAUGUCCCCUUCCCUGCUACCCCAUGUCCCCUUCCCUGCUUCCCCAUGUCCCCGUCCCUGCUUCCCCAUGUCCCCUUCCUUGCUUCCCAGUGUCCCCUUCCCUGCUUCCCCGUGUCCCCCCCCCUGCUUCCCCCAAUCCCCUUCCCUGCUUCCCCAUGUCCCCUUCCUUGCUUCCUCAUGUCCCCUUCCUUGCUUCCCCAUGUCCCCUUCCCUGCUUCCCCAUGUCCCCUUCCCUGCUUCCCCAUGUCCCCUUCCCUGCUUCCCCGUGUCCCCUUCCCCGCCUCCCCAUGCCCCCUUUCCUGCUUCCCCAUGUCCCCUUCCCUGCUUCCCCGUGUCCUCUUCCCUGCUUCCCCGUGUCCCCUUCCCUGCUUCCCCAUGUCCCCUUCCCUGCUUCCCCAUGUCCCCUACCUUGCUUCCCCAAUCUCCUUUCCUGCUUCCCCGUAUUCCCAUAGCCGUGGACAAGGCAACUUGUAUUGAGGAGAUGUGGUUGGCUACGGUGGAAGGGCUGCGGCAAUGGUUGCGUGAACGGGGUUUGGAGAAGGAGGCGAAGGCAUCACUCAAAUCGGCUCUUGUGAAAUCGGUCUGCACAGCCAUGGGCACCAUUGCCUACGUGCACAUGACACCCGAUGCGGCCAAGUGGAAGUUUCCGGAGCUGAGAAAGGUGCAACGAGUGGGGGGGGAACAUGGGGUUGUAGAUGUCCCUGUGGCUUAUGCUGAGUGCACGAUGGUGAUGCUGCAGGAAGCGGAAUCGGGCAGACUUUGCCUCGGUGGGUUGGGCGCAGGAAACGAUAACGGGGUGGAGACGAGGUGCACGCAGGCGAUGAAGAGAGUACAGAGGCGCAACGCAAGGGAAGGGGAUGGGGGGAAGGAGGGAAGGGGAUGGGGGGAAGUAGGGAAAGGGACAUGGGGAAGCAGGGAAUGGGAUGGGGGAAAGCAGAGAAGGGAGUGGGGGGAAGCAAGGAAGGGGACACGGGGAAGCAGGGAAGGGGAUGGGGGGAAGCAGGGAAAGGGACAUGGGGAAGCAGGGAGGGGGAUGGGUUUUAGCAGAGAAGGGCGUAGGGGGAAGCAGGGAAGGGGACAUGGGGAAGGCGGGAAGGGGAUGGGGGGAAGCAGGGAAGGGGAUGGGGGGAAGCAGGGAAGGGGAUGGGGGAAAGCAGGGAAAGGGACACGGGGAAGCAGGGAAGGGGACAUGGGGGGUAAUAGGGAAGGGGAUGGGGGGAAUCAGGAAAAGGGACAUGGGGACGCAGGGAGGGGGAUGGGGGGAAGCAGAGAAAGGAGUGGGGGGGAGCAGGGAAGGGGACAUGGGGAAGCAGGGAAGGGGACGGGGGGGACCAGGGAAAGGGACUGGGGAAGCAGGGAGGGGGAUGGGGGGAAGCAGGGAAGGGCGUGUGGGGAAGCAGGGACGGGGACAUGGGGAAGCAGGGAAGGGGACAUGGAGAAGCAGGGAAGGGGACAUGGAGAAGCAGGGAAGGGGACAUGGAGAAGCAGGGAAGGGGACAUGGGGAAGCGACAUGGGGAAUCAGGUUCAGGAGAUGGGGGGAAGCAGGGAAGGGGAGGGAGGGAAGAAGAGAAGGGGAUGGGGGGCAGCAGGGAAAGGGACGUGGGGAAGCAGGGAAAGGGACACGGGGAAGUAGGCAGGGGAUGGGAAAAUAUAAGGGAAGGGGAUGGGGGGAAGAAGGGAAGGGGAUGGGGGGAAGCAGGGAAAGGGACAUGGGGAAGCAGGGAAGGGGACAUGGGGAAGCAAGGAAGGGGGAUGGGGAAGAAGGGAAGGGGAUGGGAGGAAGCAGGGAAAGGGACAUGGGGAAGCAGGGAGGGGGAUGGGUUUUAG
This is a messenger RNA of Closterium sp. NIES-65, 2181 nucleotides long. The record is from the annotation of a GenBank genome assembly. Lineage: Eukaryota; Viridiplantae; Streptophyta; Zygnematophyceae; Desmidiales; Closteriaceae.